This is a messenger RNA of Penicillium subrubescens, 1005 nucleotides long. Its product is annotated as NmrA-like family protein. The record is from RefSeq and is a predicted model, not a curated record. Bases 1 to 1005 code for a protein of 334 amino acids. The transcript has 4 exons. Lineage: Eukaryota; Fungi; Ascomycota; Eurotiomycetes; Eurotiales; Aspergillaceae.
AUGACUGUGAGCCCUCAAAUAGUAACUGUCUUUGGCACUGGAAAUCAAGCAGGUGCCGUUGCACGGGCGCUCCUGGCCGACAAGGCAGGUCGCUUUCGAGUUCGUGCCAUCAGUCGCCAUCCCGACUCCAAAUCUAGCAAGCAACUCGUCAUUGAAGGUGCCGAGAUCAUCCACGCCGAUGGCUGGAAUCAGGAUGAGCUCACUAAAGCCUUUACUGGAAGCUGGGCCGCUUUUGUCAACACAAACUCUGAUGAUCCGCAAUUUCUCGCGCCCGGAAACGGACCGACAGAAUUUGAUCUAGGUAAAAAUAUUGUGGACAGCUUGAUUGCCGCAAAUGUCAAAAAUCUGGUCUACAGCUCUUUCUCUUCGUCCAUGAAGCAGACCAAUGGGAAGCUGUUCAUUAAGCCACAAGAGAUGAAAUAUCAAGCGUUAGAGUACGCGAAGUCCUGUGGCCAUUUCGAAUUCCAUUGUGGCAUUUAUGCUGCUUGGUACUACGAGCAAUUCCUUGAUUUGCCCACUGCUGAAGUAGGGGGAGGAUUCCCAAGUAUCCCAGACGACGAAGGUUAUUUGACCCUACGUGUUCCGGUAUGGGGCAGCGACGAGAAUCCGUCUUUCUUGAGUAUUGGGAAUGACUUUGGAGACCUUGUUCACGGUAUCCUGCUUGACCCAGGGAAGUGGAAUGGAAAGUCCAUCCCAGCCGUCAGCGACGUGAUGACUUUUGAACAACUUACAAAUGUCUUUCAGAAGGUGACCGGCAAGAAGUCUCGAUAUGUGCCAUUAUCCAGCUGGGAGGACUUUGGCCGUGGGAUCCCCGAAAUGGACGAUCAUAGGCUUCUGUUUGCGUUCACUCAAUCCACCGGAGGACGGUACUUCGGAGAUGUCCCUACUGAAACGGACACAGCAAACGAGCUGAAGAAAGCCGCAGCUGAGGCACAAGGAAAAGUUGGAUCUCGGGCUGGAUUGAUGCCCGUCGAAGAAUUUUUUAAGAUCCACUUUGUGUCGUGA